CACAACGGUGUCAAAAAAGUUUUUAAGUUUUGGCCAGUCUAUUUAGGAAUGUUAAAUUUUUUGUAGGAAUUUGUUCUGUUUAAGCGUCUCACAUUAAAUACAUGAAAUUGUAAGUUCAGGGCUGCUUUGUUUGUACAUUUGGAAGCCUAUACAAGAACUUGGGAAGAACUGAAGGGAAAAUGACCGUGUGUGUUGUUGCCACCGAAGACCCACGACCAUCUUCGGAGGUCCUGCAUUUCAAGGAUGUUUUGCAUCUCGAUCAUAGUGAAAUCGAUAAAAGAUGUGUUGACAUCUGGGUGCAGCUGAUUGGGGAUAUUUUGAAUCCGGCAUAUUCACCUGCUAGCCACGGCGAAGACGGUGCACUGGUCCUUCAGAAGUUGAUGUACAACUACACGCAGCUGCAUCAACUCCCGCGAUUAUUCAACAAAUUUCUGCAAGGCCUCCGGUCCGUACCUGCUUCUCCGCAUGGUGUGGAUUGUUUUUCUUUUACACUGUUUGCGGAAUUGCGAAAUGCCUUUGCCCAAGCGCCGGAAUCGCAGAUGGCUAGUGUAUGGGAUAGUUUCCUUAAGGAACUGCUGGCCUAUGUGCAACACAUGGACACUGCUCAGGAUCGGGCACUCGGCGGAAAAAUCAAGCUGCUUGCCAGGAUAUUAUGGAUUUUAUUAAAACAUUUUCGUAUAAAAAAUACCACCCGUCAGGAAACUCUGCAGACUGUGUGGAAACUGCAUACAGAGAUGCGAGACACUGUACUGGAACCUUUGCAGGGAUUGUGUGAAAAAUUACGUGAUGACGAUGUCGUUUAUACCUGCGUGGUCCUGCUACAUGCUUGGAAUGAUUUCGCUUUAAUUUUAAGUGACCGGCUCGAAAUAUCGCCCAAAAGCGCAAUAAAAUACGCGAAAAACUGCAGCAGUACUAUGAAGGAAACUACAACUUCGGAGAGACCAGAUUUGAAAUUCUGGUUACAGUCUGGCUUGAUUCAGUAUUACACCGUCUCGACGAGGCUCAAAUGGACAGCCGAUGAUUUAAGUGGCUUCUUGUGUUGGGAAGUCUUGAAUUCCGCCACACACAGUGCGGUUUGGGAUGGAAAUGUCUUCAACAUUACCGCCCAGAGUCUUCCCGUGGCUGUAUGGAACUCUAUCUGCACGCACUACGUCCACCUUCCCCAGGAGCAAACGACCGUGAAUGAUAUGGAAUUUGGGCGACAUCUCGUGCGAUACUGGUUGCACUUCCAAACUUCUCCUGCCGAAAAUACUUACACAUUGUUCACGGUGGCGGAUAAAUUCCUUGCAUCCGGAAGUGUGCGCACAAAACCCGCAUUGCGCGCAGCAUGUUUAAAGAACGUGGAAAUGAUUUUGCGCGAGUCCUUUGAUGACGCGGACUGCCAGCCAACUGGCCGCAAAGCCAAGAAAGCCAAACGGGAGGAUGCACAAGCUCGUUGUCGAUUGUAUGGCCGGUGUUUGCAGCUGUAUGUACAUCUGACGACAUCCCUCACUAUUCGUGAAGAGCUGGUGUUUUCGAUGUCUUUGUUAUGGAAAGCCAUGGAAUUCAUUCUGGAUAAUAAAUCCAACUGGUCGCAGGAUGUCCAUACCGCCGACAACGUAAUUUUUCUUGAAAGGCUGUUCAUUAACGCCAUAAUGUCCGUCCCUGCUGUGGAUGCUGGAUACUGGGAGAAUGUUCUGAUUGAUUACGCCCGGUUACGUCCAAAACUGAUCGACACAGCCAUGCGACUGGAGCAUUCCGCUGCGCUUUCUUCGUGUCUGCACCUAUCUUACGCAAUAGAUGUGCAGUUAGUUAAAAGGAUAAUAGCACAAGGAGAAGCGGAAGCAGUGGAUAGAGCAAUUAAAAGCGUGGCAAAUGUGAAGAAUGUCGAUUUGAAUUAUUUGCCGUCAGUAUUCCUGCGAGUACUAAGCCCUCGAACAAACCAGCCUCAUUACCCAGCAUUGUUUGAUAAACUAGUGCCGUCCACAGUAGAGUUCUUCGGAAAGUGCACGAAUGCGUUUUUCGUACCAGAUGGUCAGACGACGGAAGUCGAAGUUUUUUUACUUCUCCAAUGUGCAGACACUUUGCGGAUCGUGUUGACGAAUCUUUAUUCGGAGGAGUACUUGAAAUCUCGAUUCAGUAGUUUGAUUACACAGCUUGCGCCAAAUUUCACAACGAAAAGAGCGAAUAUCGCUCUGAAUUUUCUUGGACAUAGCUCGGAUCUUGUAAGAAUGGAAACUGCCGUCAAAUGGCUGUGUUUGCAUAUGGAGGGCACUCAACAUUGCUCGAUAAAGAUGGCAACUUCGGUCAUCCAGUAUUUGACCCCAUCACUAGCGGAAAUUGGUGUACACCGUCACUCUGAUUCUUCUGUGCCACUGGAUAGAGGAGAACUGGAUUCAAAUUCCUAUGAAGAGUUAUUUAAAAUUUUGCUGUCUUCUGUUGAUGAAAUGCAGUCUGCAACAGCCGAGCCGUCAGAUCAUGAUGAAGAACUUCCUUGUGUUUUUACCUUAACCGAUCAUAUGGCCCUUUUUCGGCAGAUGCGACGAUUUUCCAAGCCGGUGAAAUUUUCCCAGGUUUUACUGGAUGGUCUGUCGAUAUUUAGAAGAUCGCCACAUUCAGAAUCUACACUGCUUUGGGAGCUGACCUUCAUGCGUCUGAUUAUAUCCACUCAAUUGACUCUAGAAACGGUGAAACAAUGCACUGAACUGUAUGAAGCUAUCCUGGAGAGACUGAAUUCUGUGGUCUGCUACGUUGGCACCGACCAUCGGAUCGGCUCAGCAUUUAUGGGAGUAUUAUUUCCAUUGCUGGACAGUUCGUACGCCUUGGCUGCAUGCACGAUUGCUUUGAGUGAACCAGUAUUUCGAUUGCUGCUCAACAAAGAAUCCAGUGACGCGGACUUCACGAUGCAUUUUCAGAACUGCACGCUGAUUCUCAACGAAAUUCUCAAGCAGUCACGGCUGAUCACGACGCAGACAGUGCCGGUUCUAAUGAAAGCCAUUUCAGUAUGGCUGAUCAGCAUUCUACAACGGGCCCGUCAGGAUAGCGAUAGCGCAACGGCCCGUAAUGCCAACCGGAAACUCGUCAUGAUCCGGAACGCGAGUUUUGUUGAGAGAUUACUUGGAAAUCUGGUCCGGCAUAAGCGAAUAUUCUCCAAAUUGGUUGUUCAUUUAAUUGCCGUGUACUGUUUGGAGAUGCAGAAUGGCACACUGUAUCCAGAAGCCAAGGAGCAUAUUACGGCCGGAUUAUACCGGUUGUUGGACAUGAUCGAUCCCCAUUCCAAACAAAUGGGCAACGCUAGUAUCGGAGUGGAAUCGCGGGAAAUUUAUAAAACGCUCAUCGAAGAACAUCUAAGAUUUCACAAAUAUCGAGGUCAAGUUUAAAGAAAGUACAGUGAAAGAAUAUGAUGCGAUACGGAGUUUUUGGUUUUUUCGUUAUGUGUUGCUGAAACGGACCAGGUGAAUGAAAGCACGUCAGAUGUGAUACCGCAGUAGAAAUUAUGUUUUCUUGUUUUUGAGUAGUUAUUAUGUUAAAGUAUUAAAAAUAUUAUGAUG
Molecule: messenger RNA, 3530 nt
Organism: Paramacrobiotus metropolitanus
Lineage: Eukaryota; Metazoa; Tardigrada; Eutardigrada; Parachela; Macrobiotidae
Exons: 5
Coding region: 180-3359 (1059 amino acids)
Biological process (GO): ribosome biogenesis
Cellular component (GO): nucleolus
Source: RefSeq, a predicted model, not a curated record